This is a messenger RNA of Erigeron canadensis, 930 nucleotides long. RefSeq lists its product as uncharacterized. Bases 1 to 930 code for a protein of 309 amino acids. The record is from RefSeq and is a predicted model, not a curated record. NCBI's taxonomy places the organism in Eukaryota, Viridiplantae, Streptophyta, Magnoliopsida, Asterales, Asteraceae. The transcript is spliced from 2 exons.
AUGAAUUAUGCAUCCGCUCACAACAUCCAACGAUUUGAAGUUACAUACUUGCUAGAAAACAACAUCGAAAUUCCUCUUUCUCUGUUUCGUUCCACGUCUCUUAAACAUCUUAGUUUGGAAGGAAAAAAAUAUAGUUCAUAUCGAUCAAUAUUCGGUAUAAAAGUACUUAGAGCCACGUCAACUUUGGAGCUCCCUGCUUUAACAACAUUGUGUCUCCGUAAUGCCACUUUCUGUAGUGAUGACAACUGCGUUGGCCUUUUAUCCAAGUGUCCAAACUUGAAGAAUCUCACCUUAGAAAGCUGUCAAACAGAGGGAUUGAGUAAUUUCAGUAUUUCUCAUCCUGGACUAUCUGAUCUCACUCUUGAUGGCGGACUCAAAAAUGUAAAGGUUGUUAAUGUGGUUGCGCCUCAACUAGAAAAUCUCAUUAUCAGAUGCGGAUAUAGUAUUUGGAAGCAUGUGAUUUCUGCACCUGCCCUUACCUCUUUGGAUUAUAAAGGUUACCAUCCCUUGCACCUUUCGACUGAAUGCGGUUUCCCUUCUUUGAAGGAGGUUAAUAUUUGCUAUUCAGAUCCAUUUGUGGCCCAUACAAAGAAGUGUGAAGAUGCUCAUGAGAUUGUGCAACAGCUACGUAGUGUCGAAUUUCUUAAGCUUAACUUGGAAUUUAUGGAGCUUCUUUUUUCAUCCGAGGAACUAAUCUCCCGUCAACCUUCUCCACUAGUUAACUUAAAGAAUUUAACUAUCUAUCCAUUAGACCUUUAUGAGAGGGGCCUUCCAAAACCAUCGAAAGUCAAUUCUACUGAAGUAAAAAACUAUGUGUUGGACAGUUCACCAGGGGCCACCUUCAAAAUGACUUCCCGUGAGGUAUGUAGACUAGUACCUUCCAUAGCACUUAUUGCUCUAGGUUGUAAAGUCAAUUACGGCAAACAUUAA